AAUAUAUGAAUACCCCAGAAGGUGAAAGAAGAGACACACCAAUGUACUUAAUAUAGUAAACAUUUAAAUAGUAUUUAUCUCUAGCCACAAUAAUACACUCGAGAACCCCUAUAUAUUCUCAGUCCCUUCAUUUGAUUCCAUACCAAUCUCACGAUUCUCACCAAAUCAUAUCCGAUAUCACAACCGAAAUAACUAACCCCUUAAAAAAAAAAUGUCUAUCACAUCAGCCUCCAAAUAUUCAAUAAUCUCAAUUAUAUCUUUACUCAGCUUAUCAUUCUUCCUCCAAGGAACUCAUGGAGACGACGGAGGUUGGCAAGGUGGCCACGCUACGUUCUACGGCGGCGAAGAUGCUUCCGGCACCAUGGGCGGAGCUUGUGGCUAUGGAAAUUUGUAUGGCCAAGGUUACGGGACGAACACGGCGGCUUUAAGUACGGCUUUGUUCAACAACGGACUCACGUGUGGCGCGUGCUAUGAGAUGAAGUGUAACGAUGACCCGAGGUGGUGUCUCGGGUCUACCAUCACCGUCACAGCCACUAACUUUUGCCCACCAAACCCUGGCCUCUCCAACGAUAAUGGAGGUUGGUGCAAUCCUCCUCUUCAACAUUUCGACCUAGCCGAGCCAGCUUUUCUCCAGAUCGCUCAGUAUCGUGCCGGCAUUGUUCCUGUUUCUUUCCGAAGAGUACCAUGUAUGAAGAAAGGAGGAAUAAGGUUCACGAUCAACGGACAUUCAUACUUCAACCUCGUCCUGAUCUCGAACGUAGGAGGAGCAGGAGACGUACACGCUGUCUCGAUCAAAGGCUCAAAAACACAGUCGUGGCAAGCAAUGUCUAGAAAUUGGGGACAAAACUGGCAGAGCAAUUCUUACAUGAACGACCAAAGCCUUUCCUUCCAGGUCACCACCAGCGAUGGUCGCACACUCGUUAGCAAUGACGUGGCUCCUUCUAAUUGGCAAUUCGGACAAACCUACCAAGGCGGUCAAUUCUGAUCAGACCAUCAUCAUCCACAUCUCUCUGUUUUGGGUGCUGACGUGGCUGCGUAUUGCUGAGGUGGCUCGUAAGCACCCGCUUAGCUUAGCCUCUCUCUUUUUUUGUUUUUUGUUUUCUUAUAUAAGAAUUAUUAUUGCUUCAAUGGUUGUAUUUUCUUUCAUUAAUUGUGCCUACAAAAAGCAAAUUUUUUUACAUGUUUAAUGAAUUUAGCCUUAUUGGCCUUGUUUUCUUUGUAAUCCAGUAUCGCUAUAACUAUAAGCCCAAAAUAUUGAAAUAA
Arabidopsis lyrata subsp. lyrata is the source of this 1263-nucleotide messenger RNA. RefSeq names its product expansin-A8. Gene Ontology annotation, cellular component: extracellular region. The record is from RefSeq and is a predicted model, not a curated record. The transcript is spliced from 3 exons. Lineage: Eukaryota; Viridiplantae; Streptophyta; Magnoliopsida; Brassicales; Brassicaceae. The coding region runs from base 212 to 985 and encodes 257 amino acids. Gene Ontology annotation, biological process: plant-type cell wall organization.